Molecule: messenger RNA, 7410 nt
Organism: Penicillium cataractarum
Lineage: Eukaryota; Fungi; Ascomycota; Eurotiomycetes; Eurotiales; Aspergillaceae
Exons: 2
Coding region: 1-7410 (2469 amino acids)
Source: RefSeq, a predicted model, not a curated record
AUGCCGUCCCAAGAACGGGACAAUUCUUCCCGCGAUCGGGAACUGGUCCGGCAUACGGGCAUUCACACCGAGUCCAGCCGACCAUCCAUUCCAAUGUGGGACAGCUCUGAUCCCGAGCGUGCGCCUCCACCGCUGCCAUUGAACCCUCGCUCUAUGAGCCCUGCGACCAGAUCCAAUGUGUCGCCUGGAAUCCAAGCUGUUGCGGCCAAGUUCGCCGACAAGGCGAGCGAAACCACCCCCAGCACAUACACGAUAAACCCGAUGCCCAACAAAUCUUCCUCUCCAGAACGGUCCCUAGUAAAAGGCCAUUAUCACAAGCGCAUGCAGUCGCUACAGCCUGCAGAUACCAAGGGCGAUGCUCGCUCCGAGUUCCUCACUUACCUCGAGAGUCGGUCACCAGAGCGACCUCUUCGUGCUACUAUUGUCGACCCAACAUCCAAGUCGCAAGAACCGAGCAAGUCCUCUGAUCCUUCCAGGCCAAAGACCGCAGACCGAGAACUUCCUAGCUUCCUGUCAAGUCGCUACCUCUCAAAACCUAUCCUUGGGGAGAGCACUCCUCCCUCCGCAACCAUGUUAGCCAUCCAAAACAUGCAGCUCCCCGCCGAAUCCGACCCUCCAUCACCCUCGAAACCUCCUAAGAUGAUCGCCGACCGUCCCGCCGCCGAACCUCAGGGACACACUAUGGAUACACUUGCAACACAAAUCCAUAGCCUGACUGAUAUCGCUAGCAAUCUGCAGCGCGAAAUGGCCAAUCUCAGCCGACGGAGCAAGGAUAACGCCACCGAUCUUAUCAGUCUAAAGGCCGCAACCAAUGCGCGCGAUGAAGAUAUCCGAAAGAGUCUGAAGGAUCUCUCGUCCAAUUUGACGAGCAGAUUGCUGGAUGGUGAUCUUACAAGGUUAGAUCUCAGUGCUCUGUUGAAGCCUGUAGACGGCCCUAACCCCAGUGAACCGGAUAGUUCUCCCAACUCCAAGAGAAGCUACUCAGUCCCUCGCAUGCCGAGCCCUAAUCCUUUCGUCUUCGAUCGUGAUGUUUGCGGUUCGCCCGCACCAAUUAGCGACGGUUCAGCCAGCAUUGCUUUGCUCGAAAAAGUGCUACGCGAGAUGGCUACAAAGGAAGGUGAGGAACGGCUUUUGGAAUUGGUCGACGAGAUCAAAUCACGUCCAGGCACGACCGCUUCGGACAAGGAUACCGAUACCAAGAUCACCACAAUGCUUGAGGAGAUCCUCAACCUCGUCAAGCAAGACCCCUCCAAUAAUGCCUUGGUUCGCUCUUUGAAACCUCGUGAACCUUCUCCAGCCAACGACUCCAACGCCGAAGCCACGCGAUCAGCCUCGGUGGGAUCUAUCAUGGAUCCAACCGCCACAGUACGGGCUCUCGAUGUGCCGAGAGGUGACAGGGCUCUCGCUGGAAAUGACAACAUGAUGCCCCUUCUACAGAGUGUCAAGAACAGCGUCAUGGAAAGCGGUGGAAUGACCAACAGCGUCAAGGCCUUGGUGCGCGAGUUGCGAGGAGAGGUUCUGGGCAUGGGUCGCGACAUCGCCCGCAAGUUGGAAGCUAUCGAGUCGAACCAAGAAAAUGAUGAGCCGCAAGAGCAGCCCCAGACUGCCAGCCCCGAGGAGAUCGCCGCUGUGGUGAAUGACAGUCUUCACGAUCUUCGUGAUCAGCUGGCCGCGACAAUCAACGAAAGCCGACAGCACUCUUCCGACUUGACUCAGAUUCGAGCGGCCAUGAACAGCGCCGAGAUAUACGCGGCAGUGAAGAAAGCUCUUGACGAGUUUGAAAUUCCCCAGCCCCAAGCUGUAGAGCCACAUGGUCCAGUUAUGGAGAAGGAGGACAUUCUGGAGACGGUUCGCGAGGCAUGGGAGACAUACAAGCCUGAGAUUGAGUUGCAAAACUUUGGUCUCGAGCGUGAUGAAAUUCUCGAUUGUCUCUCGGAAGGUCUCAAGGACUACCAGCCAAAGCACGAGCAAUCUGUCACCUAUGAACAGGUUCUUGCUGCUGUUCAAACGGGCUUGCAGAACUUUGUGCCUCCUCCAGUCGACCUCCCCCCGAUGAUUACUAGGGAUGAAAUCAUUCUCACUAUCCGCGAGUGCCUCGAGAGACCGGAGCCCACGCCUCGAGGUCUAGAUGAAGAGCAUGUUCAGCACCUGAACUCUAUGCGUGAGGAGCUCCUUCAAGCAAUCGCCGAGCGUGCAGCUCCUGAAAGCUCACGAGCUCUGGAUGAGGAGCACAUGCAUCACCUUCAUUCCAUGCGAGAAGAGAUUCUCCAUGCCAUUUCAGAGCGUGCAAUCCCUGAGAUCUCAAGGGGCUUGGAUGAGGAGGAUAUCAACCACCUUCACUCCAUGCGCGAAGAGAUUCUUCAUGCAAUUUCGGAGCGUGCGAUCCCUGAUAUCUCGAGGGGCUUGGAUGAGGAGGAUAUUAAUCACCUUCACUCCAUGCGCGAGGAGAUCCUUCAUGCAAUUUCAGAGCAUGCGGCUCCCAACACUUCUUCGAGAGGACUAGAUGAGGAGCAUAUCCAUCAUCUUCACUCCAUUCGUGAUGAAAUUAUUCACGCUAUCACAGAGCGCGCUGUGCCCGAUCAGUCUUCAAGGGGUCUCAAUGAGGAGCACGUUCACCAUCUCAACGAAAUUCGCGAUGAGAUUCUUAAUGCCCUCACCGGGUCAAUGGCUACGCAAAGUCUGCUCAGCAGGGAGUCCUACGACUCUGGCCUUGGCCGAGAUGAGAUUGUCAGUGCCGUCUCCGACGGCCUGGAGGCACACUUCACGACUGCAAAGGAGAUGGAAGAACCAAGGAUCUCCCGUGCCGACGUUGUGAAUGCUGUGAAUGAUGCGUUCAGCGCACAGCACACUGCGCUAAGCAUUGGCAAUGACUCCCCAAUGACCCGCGAAGAGAUCAUGGCAGCAAUUGCUGAUGGUAUCGAGAUGUCACAAAAGCCCCAGGACCCCAGCAUUUCACGUGAAGAGAUAAUGGCAGCCAUCGCGGACGGCAUUGAACUGUCGCAAAAGUCCGAGGAGUCGGCUCUGGUGCCCAGUGUUCAACCUUCACUCUCCCGGGAGGAGAUCCUGGAGGCUGUCUCUGAAGCGCUCGAGAAGUCGCAAGAGUCCCAGAUGUCCGCCCUUAGCACCGCCGUGCAGCAGCCAAGUGUCACUCGUGAAGAAUUGUUCAAUGCUGUAGUGGAUGGCAUCGAGAGUGCCAACACCAUGACUCGCGAGAUCGAGUUGAACAAGGAUGAUCUGAUGGAGGCCAUCAGCGCUGGUCUUCAAGAUGCAAGCAGUUCUGCGAAUCUCAACGUUGGUGACCAAGUAAUGACGCGCCUUCAGGAAGUCGUCAAUGGAAUGAAGGAAGAGUUCAAGCAGUACUCCGCUGCCAAUGGCAAGGACACCGAACAGGUACUCGAUGCCAUCAAGGAUGGCCUCGAAGUUGUUCGACGCGAGAUCGAGUCCUAUGUGGCCACGGCAUCUGAACUCUCAGGGAAACACGAGAUCAUCGAUACCGUCAAGGACGGAUUCCGCCUGCUCCAAGCCGACAUGGAGAAGACCAUCAAUGACGCCUCUCUGAGCAAUGCGACCCGUGGAAAUCCCGAUACAACCGAGCUUCUGGACGCCAUGGAGAAGGAGUUUGAGCACCUGCGUGGAACUAUCAGCACCCUGCUCGUUCGUGACAAUGCAACCAGCGACAAGGAUGAGAUCCUCGAUGCCAUCCGAGAUGUUUCCGAGCAGCAGAAGGCCAAGAGCGGGGAUGAUGAAGUUUUCAACACCAUCCGAGCCGAGUUCGAGAACUUGCGCGAGCGCAUGGACAUGAGCGUCGUUCGUGCCGAACCCGGAUCUGAUAAGGACGAGAUCAUCGCCGCUCUUCGGGAGCAUUUCGAUAUUCUUCGUGAGGAAACUCUGUCCAAGAAGGAUGGUGGAGAAAGUACGUUCUCUGCCACUAGCGAGCUGCUAGACGCAUUCCAUGAUAACAUGGAUGCAAUCCGGGAUGAUCUUAAGAAGCUCAUGGAGAAGCCCACUGACUUGGACACCUCCGAGAUCCUGGACACCAUUAAAGAGGGACUAGUUGAUCUGAAGCUUGACAUCGAGUCCAUUCGUCAGUCUCAGAAGGAGGUUGAUGAUGCAGAAACCACUCGCGGUGAUGAGCUGAUGCUUGCUAAGGAAGCUGCUUUCGGAAACGACAUGGACAGUCUGAAGACUCUCAUCACUGAACUUCAGACCAAGGUCGAGUCCAUCGACUCUACUCCUCGCGCCGCUGAGCCAGACGAAGAUGCACUAAAGCGCAGUCAUCUCGAUGAGGUUCUCAUGGCCGUUCAGGAGGUCCAGGUCGCCAUGGGUGCUAUCGGAGACAUGGGCGCCAGCCGGGAGUUACAUGAGGCCGCAGCACGCAAGGAGGAUACCGAUGCCAUCCAGGAAAUUCUCAUAAGCACCAAGGCCCAGAUCGAUGACAUUGUCUUCCCUUCUCCGGAUGAGAUCGCUACCUCGCAGCAUAUUUCUGCCCUCGAAACUAUGAUCGGCGAGGCCAAGGACAGCAUCGCUGAUCUUUCGGCUCGCUUCGAAGCCGAUGCUCCUACCAAGGCGGAGAUUGGUGCCCUGGAAGGUCUGAUCAAGGAUGUUUGGAUUGCGCUUGACGAAUUGAAGGCCAAUACCAAGGAAGGCGAGGAAGCUGAUGCGGAAGCCGAUACCGACAAACUCAUGAAAUCCGACCUUCAGACUGUGGAGGCCAUGAUCUUUGAAGUGAAAACCCAGGUAGAUGAGUUGAAGCUUCCUGACGUGGAAACUCUUCCCACCAAGGAUGAGAUCCAGGAGCUGUCGGCGCUUGUUACCGAUUUCCGUGAGAAAACGGAGGCCAACAAUGAGAUGACUGCCACCAAGGAUGAGAUCCAGGAGUUGUCGGCGCUUGUUACCGAUUUCCGUGAGAAAAUGGAAGCCAACAAUGAGAUGACUGCUCAAGGCUUCGAAGCCCGCAAGGUCGAGCAUGGUGGUCUCGCCGAGAAGAUCGAAGAGGCCAAGUUCGUCGUUGGUGAACUGGGCGACGAGCUCAAGAGCAAGCUGGAUGGCAGCACCGAAGGCUUGGCCGAGCUCAAGACUCUCCUAGAGGGCCUCGCACUCACCGCCGAGAACUUCAGCACCGUCGAAAGCAUCAAGGAGCUGACCGAUCUCAUCAACCGAGAGUUCGAGCGUGCUCGUGGCGAAGAAGAUGCCGGUAAGCUCGACAAAGAGGAGCGAGAUGCCGCCGCCAUGGUCAAGCACGACGAGACGCGAGCUGCCAUCAUCGUUGAACUUGGUACCAAGAUUGAUGAGAAGAUUGGUGAGGUCAUGGCGAAGUAUGAAGAUGCCCAUGCUUCUCUCCAUUCCAAAUUCUCAGAGUGCGAGGAGCGUGAUAUGGCGCAUACCGAAGCAGUUACCAGUACCAAGGGCCUUGCUGAGGAAAUCAAGCUUGUCAUUGGUGAGAUGGGCACUAGUGUCAAUGAGACAUGCGAGCGCAUGGGUGUUGAGACAAAGACUCUCUUCGAGAAGGUUGAUGAAUCCUACAACCGUAUGGAAGAGAUGCAGAAUCAAGUCAAGACACAGCAAGAGCAGUCUCGAGGAGAGACUGAGCGGGCAGCCGCUGCCACUGAACGUGUCGAGAGCAAGCUGCUCGAGUUCCACCCGCAGAUCCUGGAAACGGUACAGCAAAUUCUGGACGUUGUCAACCAGCACUACGAUCACUCUCAGAAGUCCAGCGAAGAGGUCAAGUUUGAGCUCUCUGCUCUGCCAAGCACUAUUCCGACUAUGCUGCCUGCUUUGCCUCCGCCAGAGUCGUCUCGAGAACUCGAUGAUGAUCCCGUUCACAACAAGCUCAACGAUCUCUUGGAGCAUGCAAAGAACAAUCAAGUCCAGGAGGUCCUCACUACCCUUUUGGAUCACUCGAAGAACGACCAGCUUCAUGCUAAGCUUGAUCGUCUCAUCGACCGAGGCUCUGGCAACGAGGAAAUUUAUGAGAAGCUCAACCAAAUCUUCGACCACGCCAGUAGUGGAAGUAGUUCCGUUCAUGAGAAACUCGAUGCCCUUCUCGAUCGUCCUGCCCCUGCAUCAGACUCUGAGCACUCUGUUACCCAGAUGAUGAAGCUUGACGAGAUGCACAAAGACAUCAUGGAGAACACCCGCCGGAUGAACGAGAUGUUUGUUGCUCAGUCCGCCAUUGUUGCCGAGGACACCGAGCGUAAGCGCCGUGAGGCAGAGGAUGCUGCUAUUGCAUUGGAGCGUCGGGUUGCUCAGCGUGAGCAGGUUGAAGCCGAAAUUGUUGGUCUGCAUGAAGAGAAGGACUCCCUCCUCAAGAUGAUUCACACCUUGAAGAAUGAGAAGGAUGAGCUUGUCAAGCAAAACGCCAAGCUCAGCAAGGAGGUCUCCGGUCUCGAGACAGCUCUGGAAAUCCGCCAUGAGGAGAUGCAGCAGAUGGAGGAGCGUGCCGACGGCCUGGAGAAACGUAUCCUGGAAGGUGUCCUCGACCAUGCCCGCUCAGUCUUGCUCAGCCGUUCAGGUAGCGUCCACGCCAUGAAUUUGAAGCGUAACCGCAGCAUUCGCUCUUCUCGAGCUCGCGCCCGCAGCCCCAGCGUGAUGAGCACAGCCAGCACCGCCCGCGAUUCCAAGGAAGCACGCAGCCUUCUCGGGAAUGGGGUUGGCAUGGCUUUGAAGCGCAGAACCCCAGCCAGCCUCCAAUCCGGGCCUACUCCCAUCCAGCCUAACAUUGGCAAGGAGCGCCGCAUUCUCAGCUUGAGCCAUGUGACUGGCAAUCGAGGUGCCGAUCGCCAGGUCAGCGCCAACAGCGGAAUCACCAGCCUGAAGCGCAGCCACUCGGUCAAGUCCAACUAUUCCCUCCGCAAGACGUCCUUGCCUGUGCGAACUUCUAUUGCGAACAAAGAAAACGAGGCUUUCCCCGAGGAGGAAGAGCCUGAGAGUGAAGCUGAGAGCCACGCUGGAACCGAGCGCCGGUCAAGCUAUGCAACCACCGAUCGCAAGACUUCCUACGCCGAAACCUGCACCGACAGCAUGUGCAGCGGUGUCACCGAGAGUGUGGCUUCAACAGAUAGACGCACCAGUGGCAUGAGUACCGGCACCGUUGAAAUGAGCACCAUUGAUGGGCACGAGGAUGUUGCCGCUAGCACCAUUGCCGAUGAUGACCAGAGCUAUGUAUCUGGCAGGGAGUCCGAGUCAGAUGACGAUGAUGCUAGGACUGCCCGAGAGGACGAUGAUGAAAAUGACGAGGAGGAGGCAAAAGAUCCCGAGACGGAGGAUGAAUAUGAGGCACACGAUGAGACCGACCGACCAAUCUCGCCAAUCUCCGAUACGGCUUCUGCCAUGGAGGCCGAAGUAUUGAAGAUGCUGGAGCCUGCUGGUGACAGUGCACUUGGUACCGAGUCGGCUAUCAGUGCUGCUUGA